AUGUCUUCGCUUCUUCAACUCCGUGCCAUCGUGGAGUUUAUGCUUCAGCUUGACAAGAUGGAGGGCGCAUCCAAGAACAAACCAGCAAUCAUCCCUGUGAAUCUCCCGGAGUUCCAAUUCCCUCAGGCAGCUUACUAUGAGAAUCAGCUGCCAGCUGUCUGGGGCGACAAGGACUUGGAGAUGGCAGCGGAGAAGAUCAAAAGUUUCUUCAGGUUCAUCACCAUCAACUUACCCAUUCAUGCCUCUGACCUUCUCAUCGAGACGCAGUGCCACGAGGUCCUCAAGCGCAUUCCUGGAGAUGGCUAUGCAAUGUCCCGGGAGCCAUCACUACAGGACUUAGCAGGCGUCAUCGCCUCGAAGCGCAGUUGGCUUUACGCAAAGAGCGCUGACGAACGAAAGGAGGAUGCAUGUGGGCUCGAUAUGCCACGUCCAGAGGACGUGAUGAUGGAGUUGACUCCCCUCAAUGAGUACAACAGUGAAGACACCAAAGUGCGGCUGUGA
Messenger RNA from Symbiodinium pilosum, 501 nucleotides. NCBI's taxonomy places the organism in Eukaryota, Dinophyceae, Suessiales, Symbiodiniaceae. The record is from the annotation of a GenBank genome assembly.